Panicum hallii is the source of this 1499-nucleotide messenger RNA. Its product is annotated as protein ALP1-like. The record is from RefSeq and is a predicted model, not a curated record. Lineage: Eukaryota; Viridiplantae; Streptophyta; Magnoliopsida; Poales; Poaceae. The coding region runs from base 106 to 1317 and encodes 403 amino acids. The transcript is spliced from 2 exons.
AGGCACUAAACACCAGGGCCUUUUCAAGGCCGUCAUUUGGGGGGUUGCAGGCUGCUGCUCUGGGAGCCUGCCUCCUCUCUUGAUCCCUCCGGCGUCGCGCUCGUCAUGGCACCGCUGAGGGGGGCGAGCCGGAGGAAGCGCAAGCCCGAGCGGGCCUUGCCGGCGCAGGAGCCGCCGGUGCCGCAGCCCCUCGCCGGCGACUGGUGGGACGCCUUCUCCCGCAGGCUUGCAGCAGGACAACCUUCCAAAGAAUGCGUAAACUUUGAGGCUGCCUUUAAGAUGUCGAGGAAGACCUUUGACUACCUUUGCUCUCUGAUCAAAGGGGAUUUCACGAGGAAGACACAAAGUUUCAGGAAUUUCAGAUUUGGGGACAAGGUGAUUCUAGGUGUGGAGGAUCAAGUUGCUGUUGCUCUGCUAAGGCUGACCACUGGUGAAUCACUUCUGAGCAUAGGAACACGCUUUGGGAUGAACCACUCAGCCAUCUCCAACAUCACUUGGAAGUUCAUCGAGUGCUUGGAGGAGCGCGCCACUUGUCAUCUGAAGUGGCCUGAUCCUGAGGAGAUGGCAACCAUUAAAGCAAAGUUUGAAAAAAAACAGGGUCUCCCCAACUGCUGUGGCGCUAUAGACACAUCACACAUCCUUAUGUGCUCUUCAGCUCAGCCUAACAGCAAUGUCUGGCUGGACGGCGAGAACAAGAACAGCAUGGUCCUGCAGACUGUUGUUGACCCUGACAUGCGAUUCAGAGACGUCGUCAGUGGCUGGCCUGGGAGCUUGGACGACUCGUGCAUCCUGCGCACCUCGGGCUUCUACAGACUCUGCCAGAAAGGAUCAAGGCUGACCGGGCAAAUGGAGCUUCCUGGAGAAUCAGCAGGGUCAGUGGUCAGAGAAUACGUUGUUGGUGAUCCCAGCUAUCCUCUCCUUCCAUGGCUGAUGACUCCAUACCAAGACCAUUGCCUAUCUUCAGAGAAAGUGGAAUUCAACAAGCGUCACGCCGCGAUGAGAAUGGUGGUGCAAGGUGCCCUGGCCAAUCUGAAGGAACGGUGGCAGGUCCUCAAGGGAGAGCUGUGGAGGCCGGACAAGCACCGGCUGCCAAGGAUCAUCUACGCUUGCUGCUUGCUAACUAACAUCAUGAUCGACCUUGAAGAUGCCGUGAGGGAUGGGAUGCCGGCAUCGCACAACCACGACGAGGGCUACAGGCAGCAGAUCAGCAGCGUGAUGGAGGACGACGCGGUCAUGCAGAGAGACCUGCUGAGCCGGUACGUCAGUAGAGUCGGCAGCAGAUGCCUAAGUGGUCCCGUCCCUUCAGUUCCUUGCUAAUACGAAACGAAGCAUACCAUCAGGAUUACAGUAGCAGUGCGGAUUUUCUUAGUUUUGGGUAUGAUUGAUUCUGGGCAUUGGUAGACUGGAAUAGUGAAAUUAGUGAACAAGAAAUGUCUUUAAGCUCGUGAAUCCUGCUAUAAUAGUAUAUUUUUCUACAUGUCUGAGCAGAGACAUGUCUA